This is a messenger RNA of Alosa alosa (allis shad), 1944 nucleotides long. Its product is annotated as heterogeneous nuclear ribonucleoprotein A/B-like. The record is from RefSeq and is a predicted model, not a curated record. Gene Ontology annotation, cellular component: nucleoplasm. NCBI's taxonomy places the organism in Eukaryota, Metazoa, Chordata, Actinopteri, Clupeiformes, Clupeidae. Gene Ontology annotation, biological process: regulation of gene expression. Gene Ontology annotation, molecular function: RNA binding. The transcript is spliced from 9 exons. The coding region runs from base 153 to 1235 and encodes 360 amino acids.
AUUAAGACUAGCAUCAUUAGCAAGCAAGGAUCAUUCUACUGGUAUUAGUACAACAGUGGACGCUGAGGAAGAGAAACAAGUUCACAUUAGAGACCCCGAGGUGAAGGAAUAACCAUAGUGGCCGGGAGGAAAUCUGACGAUCGCACAAGAUCAUGAUGUCAGAAACCGAACAGCAAUUUAUGGAGACAUCCGAAAAUGGCAACGAAGUGGAAGAACAUUUCAAUAGCGAAGAACCCGUGGAACAGCUAGAGGAGGAAGAAGAAACGGCUAUCGAAAAGGUAGAAGACGCAGCAGAAGACGCCGCAGAAGAGGCAGAGGUAGCGUUAGAAGCAGAGCCCGAGGGAGACGCAGAAGGAGACGCAGACGCAGAAGAUUCUCAGAAUGGAACAUCAGAAGGCGGGCAGAUUGACGCUAGCAAAGGCGAAGAAGACGCGGGUAAAAUGUUUGUUGGAGGACUCAGUUGGGACACCAGCAAGAAAGAUCUGAAAGAUUACUUCUCAAAAUUUGGAGAGGUCACUGAUUGUACGAUCAAAAUGGACUCAAAUACAGGGCGUUCAAGAGGAUUUGGUUUUGUUCUCUUCAAAGAAGCAGCCAGUGUUGAAAAGGUGUUGCAACAAAAGGAGCAUAGGUUAGAUGGACGACAGAUUGACCCCAAGAAAGCCAUGGCGAUGAAGAAGGAGCCGGUAAAGAAGAUAUUUGUUGGUGGCCUUAACCCUGAGACAGAAGAGGAAAAGAUUAAAGAGUAUUUUGGGACCUUUGGAGAGAUUGAAACCGUUGAAUUGCCACUGGAUCCCAAGUCGGAGAAAAGGAGGGGGUUUGUCUUUAUCACAUACAAAGAUGAGUCUCCUGUCAAAAAGGUCCUGGAAAAGAAGUUUCAUCAUGUUAAUGGAAGCAAGUGUGAAGUAAAAGUGGCCCAGCCUAAAGAGGUCUAUCAGCAGCAGCAGUUCGGUAGCCGUGGGGGUGGCUAUGGAGGAGGAAGAGGAGGAAGGGGGCGUGGUGGACAAAACCAGAACUGGAACCAGGGCUACAAUAACUACUGGAACCCUAGUGGUUAUGGCAACCAGGGCUACGGUUACGGCAGUCAACAGGGCUACGGCGGCUAUGGACCUUAUGGCCAGUAUGACUAUUCAUCUGGUUACUAUGGCUACGGAGGCUAUGGCUACAACCAGGGCAAUACAAACUAUGGGAAAAGUCCAAGACGUGGAGGCCACCAGAGUAGCUACAAGCCAUACUGAUCACAUGUAGUGCAGGACCUAAAUGAUCAUGUGACGGCAGGAGGCCUGCAGUGCAAGCAGCAUGGAUGGAGUGGAGGGGUGACGGGGACCUGACUUUUACCUUACAGAUGAACAGACUCACACCUCAUUUGUACAGACAGACAGACAAUUGGGGAAGCAAAUGUCACUUCUCCUCUUUUUUUUUGUUCACAUUUCCAAUGAUGGAAGUGUUAUUUUUACUGUACUUUUUGGUACCUCUAUGAAUUUAAUGUAUGUUUUUUUUUUUUCCUUUUUUUUUCGUUUGUAUUUUUCAUGUCCUGGAUUUACAGUCGAGAUUGAGAUCCGUCAACGUUUUUAGAAAAAAAAAAAAAAAAAUAAAACUUUUGACAUUUAUCUAGGUUUCCUUUUUCCCUGGUGCUGUGAGGUGCAUGGCUGAGUGCUUUAGCGAAGAAACUGUUGAGUUUUUGUCAUGGAAAAGGGAUUUUGAGUUAACAUUAAUAUAAGUAAUAUGUGAACGGGGGGGCAUCCUAAGUGGAAAACAAAGAGUAAUUGGAUUGCAGUACUAUAUUUGACAUAAGUUGACUUAAGUUUCUAAUUGUUUUUGAUCCUGCUUUAUGUGGCUUUGAUAAAUAGUGCAAUUGAAGUUUCUUCUCUGCUCUAAAGAGUGGGCUGCUGCCCAACUGGAAUUUUCUUUUAGUGUCAAGUUAGAAAUAAACAUUUGAUUAUAAUA